GAUAGGUAGUUGAUAACAGACUCGCUGGCUGAUUGAGCUGGCCCACCUUGCUUGUAUAUAAGAGGAGAAGCUCAUGAGAGGGGCAAGCAGGCAAGCGACUCCUCUCUUCCUCCUGUGUGCUCCCGGGACUUUGUCAACUUUUCCUUAUGGCUGCUCUCUUGGCUGUAGCUCUUUUUGCGUCUCCUUUACUGGCAUUCGACCUGGGCCAGUCCACUCGGUGCGUUGCCAUCCCCAACCAGAUGAAAGUCUGCAAAGACGUUGGGUACUCUGAGAUGAGGCUGCCAAACUUUUUAGGACACAGCAACCUUGAAGGAGAGGUGGUGCCACGCUCUGAGGACUGGAGGCCCCUGCUGCAGACCGGCUGCCAUCCUCAAGCCCAAGCCUUCCUCUGCUCUAUCAUUGCACCCGUCUGUCUCGACACCUUCAUCCAGCCUUGUCGUAGUCUGUGUGUGGCAGUGAGGGACAGCUGUGCCCCUGUGCUGGCCUGCCAGGGACACCCAUGGCCCGAGGCUCUCAACUGUGACCGCUUUCCUGCUGAGGAAGACAUGUGUCUAACCCCCCUUGCAAAAUUUAGCCACUUUACGAAAGACUUGCCAAAAGCUGUUUGCCAGAACUGUCCUUCUGUGGAAGUGGCUCCUGCAUUGAAAACAGUAAUGAGCGCUUUUUGUCGCCAUGACUUUGCCGUCACCGCUAAACUCCACCGCCUCCGCCACCCCACGGGGGAGCCGGAGUUCCAGGUCGAGGGCCGCGUGGAGUUUAUCCGUCAGGGCCCUCUGUUGCCUUAUGACACUCAGCAUCUCCUCCGGGAUUGGCUCCUCAUCAACCUGAGCUGCGCCAGCGCCCUGGUUCGUCCGGGCCGCUCGCAGCUCUACGUGCUGACCGGUUCCGUGCAGCCCGACGGCAACGUCGCUCUCGUUCGUCUCUUCCCGUGGCACAAAAGAGAUGCAGGCAUCGCACUGGCCACUCGCAAAUGGAAACAUCACAGAUGUUGAGGUACAUGGAAAAUCGGGAGCUGAAGAUCAACUUGGAAACGUGUGACCUCUUCAGGACAGGUGGAGAAAGUCGUGAGACUUUACUGCUGGAUCCAGGUCAAAUUACUAUAUUACUUUGUUACAUUUCAGCUUUUUCUGUCAGUACGCUGUAAUAUUAUGCACUAAGAUCUGUAAAUAGUAUUAAGUGUAAAUUCAUAUAUUUUAUUUUCUUGGAGGAUAUUGAUGUAUUUAUCACAUUUUUGUGUUUUGUGCAAACAUGGCAAAUAAAAUAUUUAAUAUCU
Molecule: messenger RNA, 1273 nt
Organism: Gambusia affinis (western mosquitofish)
Lineage: Eukaryota; Metazoa; Chordata; Actinopteri; Cyprinodontiformes; Poeciliidae
Gene: szl
Product: sizzled
Exons: 4
Coding region: 147-992 (281 amino acids)
Biological process (GO): negative regulation of canonical Wnt signaling pathway; canonical Wnt signaling pathway; non-canonical Wnt signaling pathway
Molecular function (GO): Wnt-protein binding
Source: RefSeq, a predicted model, not a curated record